Molecule: messenger RNA, 3294 nt
Organism: Rhineura floridana
Lineage: Eukaryota; Metazoa; Chordata; Lepidosauria; Squamata; Rhineuridae
Product: BLOC-1-related complex subunit 6-like
Exons: 3
Coding region: 1175-1864 (229 amino acids)
Biological process (GO): lysosome localization
Cellular component (GO): BORC complex
Source: RefSeq, a predicted model, not a curated record
ACUGCGCAGCCCCAUCCCCCCUCGAACCAGAGAAACGGCUUGUCUCUUCGGUUCGUAAACCCGCCCGCACCCCUCUUUACCUCUUUUCUGAGGGGCUUGGUGAUGGGGGCUGUUCUUGGCAAAGCUGCCGGAGGUUCCUCCGUCGGGACUGUUUCUAGCCCAGGAUCUGACGAGGGGACGGGGACUUCGUAGGGAUUGCGCGCCCCCUGCGCGGUGUUUCUUCGCGCCAGGCCUGCGCGGUGUUGUUGAUACUGUUGGUAGCGACUCUGUAAAAGGCCAGAGGGAGUGGACCGAAUUUUCCCUCUUCGUCGCCGCACUCUUUUCAGCGCGGGGCGGGCGCUACCGCCUGGUCCCACUGGGCAGCAGAUGGGCUGGUGGCUUUCACCGCUGUAGUCCGCCCGCAUGAGACGCUGGAAUAGGGACACAGGAAACCUCCGGGAGUCCUCGGUACCGGCCGAGAUCCGGGCUAGGAAGGGUGAAGGCGCUGUGGUAGUCACCAUGGUAAAGGAGUAGGAUUCGCGCAGCAGCGCAGAGGUGGUGAAAAAUAGUUGGGUUAGUGGACAAGGAAAAACAGUUGGGGCGCAGGGAUAUGAUUGCGGAGCCCCUGCUCGGGCUUUCCGAGGCUUCGCUGGUAAAGCGAUCAGCUCCGCUGCUAGGAAAACAUGGCGGGGGAGUGAAGAGAAGGCACUACAGCGCCUCACUGUUAUUACUCUUGCCUGCCAAUCAGAACAAAAAGGUUGCACGGGAUCCCGCCUCUCCCUCGUCGUUGUUCAAUCAGCUGAGAAUUCAUCCUGUGAUGGGCCCCAUGCUCUCCCAAUGAAGACAGACACAAAUACUGUAGGAGAGCACACCCUCUUUCCAAGUCAAGCAGCUUUUUCCAGCUUCUUAGCGAAGUGAGAAAUGGGCCUGGGGAGAAGGUCCGUCUGUCAGCUUUCUUAGGCAGCACUCGUAAGCACACUUACUUGGGAGUAAGCCUCAUUGAAUUCGAUGGGAUUUACUUCUGAGUAAACAAGGACUGGCUUGCUCUGUUGGGCGCCUUUGCCACGCCUCCAUUGUGUAUGUACCGCCCAAUCCGAAAAGACGUAAUACAGCGAAAGGCCGCCCUUUCGGGCGGGAGGUGGCUGAUACGGAAAAAUCCGAAGUGCCACCGGAGGUUCCGGGUAGGGAGCGAGCUAUGACUGAGGAGGCAGCAGCGCCGGUGAUUGCCCCUGGGGGCCCGGACGCAGUGAGUUUGAUGGAGGAACAGCCGGGCACCUUGGAGCUGGAAGGCACGACGGCUCUGGGAGUUUUUCCAGCUGAUAGUACUGGCGCUCCUGUCAAGGCCUUGGUCGAACUGUGGAAUAUGGAGAUGGCCCGGGCUAUUGACACGAUUGCUCCCGCGCGCCCUCUUCGAUGCAGAGCUCAUACAGCUCCGUGGUAUAUCCUGGAGCUGAGAGUGAUGAAGCAAGAGAGAAGGAGGCUGGAGUGCAAAUGGAGACGAACUCCAGACGGAUGCAGUUAUGCUUUGCAGAUCCGUCUCAGCGCCUCAACGGGCUCCGGGUGCCUGAUUCCGGCCAUUGACCCCAAGGCUUUGCAGGAGUUGGCGGCUCUUGCCGUUCAGGUGGCGACGCAGGUGGACGAGCUGUUGUGGAGCGUGCACGGUGCCCUUCAGGCCCUGACAGCCCUCAGUGUGGGGUGCAUCCAGACCUAUCGGGACGGCGUGGAGAGUCUGGGCGAGGCGGUGGACACGACCAUCCGCUCCAUGUAUACCCUGAUGGCGCGCUGUGAGGAGCUGGACAAAGAGAUGCAGCCGGUGCCGGCCUUGGCCCGGCGCAUCCGGGACAUGAAGAGCGCUCUGGAGAGCUUGGAGGGGCUCUGCAAAUAGGUCUCCUGCUACUUUGGUGCCCGUUGCUGAAACAUAGUAAGCUGGUUUCCACAGCAGCUCCUGUCUCGUCGGUGAUGAUGGCUUAACCUUCAAAGCACUUCGUUUUUUUUCUGUGUUGAUCUCAGGACAAUUUUAUAGCUUCCUUAUAACCAAGUUUUUUAAAACUGCGUGCAAAAUCAGUUGUGCCACGUAAUAAAUACUUUCUUUUCCUGCGGCCCUCCCGUUUUGCAACGAACCCUGUACAAACCGCCUUUCCCAACACGUAGAAGUACUUCUGUUAAAGUGGUAACCCUUUAUAUCGCCAUGAAAAAAAGGCAUAGAAUGGAGUCUAUCAGAUUGAUCCUCCGUAUAUGUACUCAGAAGUCCUUCCUAAGUAAAGGUUCGUAAGAUUUCUGCAUAAGGCUGCAAACCCCAAGCAGCAAAUCCCAUCGCCGAACUUACAAAUAAAACAGGCAUAGGGUUGCACAGUAAAUGAAUAUAUCUGAUGCUUUAUGCCUGCAUUUGCUUAUGCAGAUAUGAUCCAUUUAACAGGAAUAUAGUCAUGAAGGACAAGGAUGCCUAAUAGAUUCACUGUGAGAUACAUAAGAAUUUUGCAUACCACACAGGCCUUUUUUGGUACAGAGAUUCACUGUUUUGCAACUACAUAAAGUGUUAAUGCCUAACUUGUUUGUGUUUCACAUAUUUAAUGAAAUAUAAAAAAAGCAGUUUUGGUAUUUAUAAUGAACAAGAGAUUAACAUUCAGUUGAGGUGGCAAUUCCGAAACACUUAUUGUUAUAAUUGUAUCAUUUUCAUAGAAUUUUUUUUAACUGAAAUUUGAGUUCUGAACCUACGGUAUGAAAUGUUGAGGCUAAAAUAACAUUGAUUUACAAGCCAACUAUGCUAGGCAACUUGGAUUUAAAUCUAUUGAGGGGAAUAAUAAUGUAAAAUGAAAACUGGUGUUGUGUGGUGACUAAAUGUGAACUGGGAAUUCCCAGGCUCAAAACUGGCCUCACCCAUAAACCCAUUAGGUUACCUUAGGCAAGGCCACUAUUCUCCGUUCUUAGGGCCUGUCAUGAGAGCAUAUGAUGCAGCAACUGUGCUGAACCUAAGCAGGUCUGGAACUGCUCAGAGCUUAGAUACUUUCCAUCUGCUACCUUUAGUUCCAAUGAAAUAGGGUGGAAUGUAAAUGUCAUAAAAAUUCUCUGACCAUACCUGUAAUUACCCUGACACAAUGUUGUGAAUAUUCGAAGGUACCUUAUAACUGAUUAGCAUUUGCUGUCGGGUAGGGACAUUUCCUAAGCCUUAUAGCUGAGAGGUUUUUUAAUAGAAAUGCCAGUGAUAGAAACUGGGGAUCUUAUAUAUACAAAACAUGCUCUCCCACAGAGCGGUGUCCUCUCACCAUUUCAAGCAUUGUAAAGUCAAACACUCUGAACACUCAAAAAUACUGAAUA